Messenger RNA from Solanum pennellii, 898 nucleotides. RefSeq names its product cyclin-D3-1-like. The transcript is spliced from 5 exons. The record is from RefSeq and is a predicted model, not a curated record. Bases 1 to 837 code for a protein of 278 amino acids. Lineage: Eukaryota; Viridiplantae; Streptophyta; Magnoliopsida; Solanales; Solanaceae.
AUGGCAGAAGAAGAUUGGGGUGAUAUUUUCACAAAUCUUCGAAUGAGUGCAUGUCGAGGACGUCUUCAACUAUUCGCCAGGCAAUUUUUUGCAGAAAAAAUAAUUGAUAUUGGAGAAGAUAACGAAGAUUACGUCGAAAACAUGCUUAAAGAAGAAGAGAAAAUCGCCAUUGCUGGACUCACUAACACACUUCCAUUAAGAACACUCAGCCUUCCAUGGCUUCCUAAAGCUCGCCGUACUGCAAUCUACAACAUUGUUUCCUUUGGAGGAAGUCUUGGAGUCAGAAAAAUCACAAUUUACGCAGCAGUAAUUUACGUUGAUAGGUUUCUUUCUUUAGUGCCAAAAAAACGAAAAAUAUCGCGGAUUGCGGUGUUACUUGCAUAUGCAUGUUUAUAUUUGGCUUUUGAAGAACAUGAAGAUUAUAGAGGAUUAUUAGUAUCUGUGGACAGUCGAAGUUAUACAGAAAGCAUAAUGAAUUUAAAGUCCAGUGUGGUUACACAAUUUGGAGGGAUAGUGAAUUUUGUUACUCCAAUUCAGUUUAUCAAAUUUUUCUUGUCAAAAUUAUGUAAAGAUUUUUCAAGAAAAGAGUAUGCAAGAAUCAAGACUGUGGAAGUCAUCAUGAGUACAAUUGGAGAUGUGAGGUUAAUGAGUGUUAGAGCAUUUGUAAUAGGAGCAGCAGCAACAUUAUUAGCAUCAAAUUCAAAUAUAUUGACACAUGAAAUGAUAAAGGAUGAGAUUAAUGCCUUGCCUAAAAGAUGGCUUAUUCCAAUUGAUGAGAUGUGCUCUUGCUAUGAUAGUUUGCUAGAGACCAAUAGGCACAGACUUGACAUAAGUUGAUAAUUUGGACUGUAAUUUGCUGUUUUAUGUAAUAUGUUGGACACAAACAGAAAAUAUUAUG